Epinephelus fuscoguttatus (brown-marbled grouper) is the source of this 1302-nucleotide messenger RNA. Its product is annotated as mucin-5AC-like. The record is from RefSeq and is a predicted model, not a curated record. NCBI's taxonomy places the organism in Eukaryota, Metazoa, Chordata, Actinopteri, Perciformes, Serranidae. The coding region runs from base 160 to 1302 and encodes 380 amino acids. The transcript has a single exon.
CAAAGUACAACAUCUGUGGUUUCACCAACACAAAGACCAACACAGACCACAGUUGUAACCACACAGUCAGCAACUUCAACAGAAUCUACCCCAUCUGUAACAACUACAUCAGUGGCUUCACAAACAUCAGCAUCAUUAACAACAGAACAACCCACAGCAAUGACUACAACAAUACAAACUACACCAUCUGUGGGAACAGUGUCAACAACAACGACACAGUCUAUUCAAUCCACAACAGAAUCAUCAACAACACCUACACAAAAUACAGCAUCUUUGUCUUUAACAACAGAACAACCCACAGCAACAACUACAACAAUACAAACACCACUAUCUAGGCCAACAACGAUCACAACACAAACUGUUUCCACAGCUGCACCGACACAAUCUGUUCCACUCACAAUACGAUCAUUAACACCAACACAAAGCACAGCAUCCACGGUUUCACCAGCACACAGACCAACCCAGAUUACAACUGCGACCACACAGUCAACAACUUCAGUAGAAGCUGCACUAUCCGUAACAGCUCAAUCAUUGACUUCACAAACAUCAGCAUCAUUAACAACAGAACAACCAACAACUGCAAUGCACACUGCUGAACCAACAGCAAUGCACAGCACAUCAACACCUAGUGGAUCAGUUACAACAACACAAACUGUGUCCACAGCUGCACCGACACAAUCUGUUCCACUUACAACAGAAUCAGCAACAAUGGCAACACAAACCACCUUGUCCGCGGUUUCACCAACACAAAGACAAACACAAAUUACAGUUGUAACCUCUCAAACGGCACAAAGUACAGCGUCUGUAACAACAGAAUCAGCCACAUUACAAAGACCUACUUUAUCAUCAACGACAGAACAACCCACAACUGUAAGACAUACUGAUGAACCAAGAGCAAUUCACAGUGGAUCAUUCACAACACACGCUGAUUCCACAACAACACAGACACAAUCUAUUCUACCCACAGUAGAACCAUCAACACCAACACAAAGUACAACAUCUGUGGUUUCACCAACACAAAGACCAACACAGAGCACAGUUGUAACCACACAGUCAGCAACUUCAACAGAAUCUACCCCAUCUGUAACAACUACAUCAGUGGCUUCACAAACGUCAGUGUCAUUAACAACAGAACAACCCACAGCAAUGACUACAACAAUACAAACUACACCAUCUGUGGAAACAGCAUUUACAACAACAAGACAAUCUAUUCCAUCCACAAUAGAAUCAUCAACAACAGAACAACCUACAACUGAAAGACAUACUAAUGAACCAACAGCAAUUCACAACACAUCAACAUAG